CCCGCUACGUCCGCCCCAUGCGCCAGGCCGCGAGAGGCAGGACGUGGAAGCGGAAGUGCUGGUCGGGGGCGUUCUCUCGAGUCUGGGGCUCAACUAGCGGACGCUGCCAAUGGAGGCGUCUAGCGAGCCGCCGCUGGAUGCUAAGUCCGAGGUCACCAACCAGCUUGUAGAUUUUCAGUGGAAACUGGGUAUGGCUGUGAGCUCAGACACUUGCAGAUCUCUUAAGUAUCCUUAUGUUGCAGUGAUGCUAAAAGUGGCAGAUCAUUCAGGCCAAGUAAAGACCAAGUGCUUUGAAAUGACAAUUCCACAGUUUCAGAAUUUCUACAAACAGUUCAAGGAAAUUGCUGCAGUUAUUGAAACAGUGUGAAGACGGAUUCUUUGGUUGAUAAAUUGCUAUCAUUCUAAAGUCAUGGACUUCACUUUCUGCCACAGAACCACAUAAGGAUGGAACAUUUAUUGAAUGAAAAAUGCACUUUUGUUUUUCCAUUUUUUUAAAUAAUAAAAAUCAGAUAAACAGGAA
Molecule: messenger RNA, 520 nt
Organism: Chlorocebus sabaeus (green monkey)
Lineage: Eukaryota; Metazoa; Chordata; Mammalia; Primates; Cercopithecidae
Gene: COMMD6
Product: COMM domain containing 6
Molecular function (GO): NF-kappaB binding
Source: RefSeq, a predicted model, not a curated record